AUGGCAUUAUUACAACUUUCAUUAAUUAUUUUUUUAACUACUGCAUAUCUUACCGAAGGAUACAUUUUUAUUGUGCUUAUUUUAUCUUACCCGGUUUUAUAUCUUAUUAAUUUAUAUUAUAGACUACAACGCGCCAAGAAAUCUCAACCUUGGCUACCUUCCAACAACAAUAACAAAGAUGAAGAACCAAAAGUUGUAUUAAUCACGGGUGCUUCAAGUGGCAUAGGAGAAUCGUUAGCUUAUGAGUUUGCAAAACAUAAAUCAGUCCUGGUAUUGUGUGCACGUAGGAUUGACUUGUUAACAAAUGUAGUAGAAAAGAAUUGUAUGUCAUUAGGCGCAACAAAAGUUAUUAGUGUUAGGGCAGACGUUACCAAAGAAGAAGAUAUAAAUAAAUUAAUAGAAGUUGUUGAAACCAACACAGCUACUAAUGGUAGAAUUGAUUGCUUGGUAUUAAAUGCUGGUGUUUCCAUGGGUGAGACGUUAGAAAGUCUUAAAGAUUUUGAAUUGAUCAAAAAUAUAAUGAAUGUGAAUUUCUUUGGAUCAUCAUUAUUGGCUUAUCGAGCUAUACCUUUAUUAAAGAAAAAACCGUUAUCAAAGUCGAGGAUUGUUGUUGUUUCAUCGUUACUUGGGAUUAUCCCUGGACCAUUACGAACUGGAUAUUGUGCAUCAAAGUUUGCGUUAAAAGGGUAUUUUGAAAGUUUACAACAUGAGUUGGCACCAUAUGAUAUUUUUGUUACCAUGGCUUAUCCUGGAGCAGUAGUAACAGAAAUCAAUAAAAAUAGACUAGGCGAAAAUCCCAAAGAUCUUGAAAUGAAAAACGCAAUCUCAUCAGAAGAAUGUGCUCGAACUAUAUUCAAAUCGGUUUGUAGAGGUGAUAGAGAAGUUGUGUUUAUGGCAACAGGAAAAUUUGCGAGACUAGUGGAAGGAAUUUUUCCUGAUUUAUUAUUUAGUAUAGUUGUCAAAGCGCAUCAAUUUACUAUUAUUAUACCAACUUCUAUUCCUUACAAUUCGAAUACAGCUGCAUUGCUGGUUAUUGACAUGCAAGAGUACUUUCGUAAAGAGGCUACCGAUAGAUGUACAAUCUAUUGUCAAAGCAUGUCACGAGAAAAGUAUCCCUGUUUUUUGGACCCAACAUGGUCACAGUGGUAUGAUCAAAUGAGGAUCUGA
Entrophospora candida is the source of this 1167-nucleotide messenger RNA. NCBI's taxonomy places the organism in Eukaryota, Fungi, Glomeromycota, Glomeromycetes, Entrophosporales, Entrophosporaceae. The record is from the annotation of a GenBank genome assembly.